AUUAGAAAUGAAAUUACUCUGGAUAGGAUGUAUUCUUACGCUUUUCACCUAUUUGAAAAGUAGUUUAGCUGAACCAUGUGAAGGGCCGGAUAUGGAUGAAUGCUAUAUGAAAAUUGCAUUAGACUAUGCACUCCUUCACAAUCCUCAGUUUCCGUUUGGUGCUUUAAUUGUGGAUCAUACCAAAAAUGAGAUUUCAUGUUAUGGUGUGAACUCUGUCAAAGAAAACGCUUUACUACACGGUGAAACAGCAGCUUUUUGGAACUGUACCGAAUUGUAUCCGCAAACACUUUAUACAACGGGAGAACCAUGUCCGAUGUGUGCUGCAGAAAGUAUUUAUCGUCGUGUUCAUCGUGUUGUAUGGGGUUCCUCCAUUACGGAAUUGAAUUAUAGUGGGUGCCAGCAAUUAAUGAUCAAUAUGCAUGAUGUAGUGGCUUCAGCCCGAAACGCAGGAAACCAACCCAACCCUAAAGUACCUAUCCUUGAAGGAGGCAUAUUAAAGGAUGCAUGCGAUCAUGCUUUUUGGUGUGCAUACUCGGUUUUCCGUAACGAGAAAUACUACGCGUCCAUGGUCAAGAAUGGUCUUGAGGACUAUAUCAAGGAUCAUGAAGCUCGCUUUCCAUGUGAUGGGCAUUAAAUAUAGAUUAUAAGUUGUAUGGGCAAUCAUAAUUUUUAUUUUACUGUACAACAUCAAAUAAUAAAGAAGUGUGUGUGUUUUUUUUUUGAUACAGC
Molecule: messenger RNA, 729 nt
Organism: Mucor mucedo
Lineage: Eukaryota; Fungi; Mucoromycota; Mucoromycetes; Mucorales; Mucoraceae
Product: cytidine deaminase-like protein
Exons: 4
Coding region: 8-634 (208 amino acids)
Biological process (GO): purine nucleoside catabolic process
Molecular function (GO): guanosine deaminase activity
Source: RefSeq, a predicted model, not a curated record